AUUGCAAAUGGCCGCCAUGUUUAUUGUUGAUCGUUCUCUUCGAGCACGAUGAAAUUUUAAAGUUUUGGGAAAGUUUUAUGCAUUCUGUAUGCCUUUGUGACGUCUGCAGAUUUUUGGCACACGUGAUCAGUCUCCAUUUUCAGACAAGAAACCCUCGAAAUCCGCCAUGAUGAAUUCAGACGAAGGAAAAUGAGCAAGACAAUAGACAACUUAGACAUUACAAAACUUGAUUUUAACAAGCCAUUGUUUGAUCUGAGCACAACAUCAUCCCUGCCAUCGACAGAUUAUCAGACUGAUGAGAACUACAAGUAUACGCCACCCAAGAGGAAACUGAAGGAUGAAGAUGGUGAUGACAAUGAUAAAUCAGAGGAUUCCGAGUCAGGAUCUGGGUCAAACAAUUCUAGUGGCUCGGGGUCCGGGUCGGAGUCUGAAUCUGCAUCGGAAAAUUCUGAAGAUGGCUCAGAGAAUUCCGGUAGUGAAGAGAAAUCUGGAAGUGGUUCUAAUGACUCCUCAAAUAAUGAUGAUGAAAGGCGAAAAGAGGACCAGAAAUCAGACCAACAAGCUAGCGCUAUGGACACGGACUCACAGGAUAGUAGCCCAAAGAAAAAAUCGCGUGGGCGUCCAAGAAAAGGUGUCCUGGAUGAUUUAAAAGAGGGUAGAGAUUUGUUUGGAAGGAGCAUGUCCAAAGAUUCAAAGUUUUGGCAAGAAGAUCCAGACUUGUACGGAGUAAGACGAUCUAGUCGCACCAGACAGGAGCCUACAAGAUAUACCAUUGGGCAGAGUGAUAGUGAUGAAGAGCCAAGACGACGGCGAAGAAGGAGAAACAGUCAGAGGAAAAAUUCUGAUGAAUGGAACAGUGACAGUAGUGAGAAUAGCUCAGCAAGCUCUGUAGAAAGAUUUAAACCUCGCAGGCAACCACCUACAAGAUCUAAGAGAGGCCGACCAGGAAGACCCGGCCGCCCUAGUAAGCAACAAGUUCGAUCUGUGGGCCGUCCAAGAAAAAAGUUGUCCUCGGAUGAAGAUGAUUUCUCUGACAGUGAUGAUGACUACACUAAAAGUUCCAAGACGUAUAACAAAAGGUCGGCAGCACAGAAAGUCAGGGGUAAAGGUCGAGCAGGCGCCAGUACCUCAAGGGUUAAUGCCACCCGACGAGGGGUCGCUAACAAAAAUGUUAGUUACAAAGAAGAAGACAGUGGUGCAACUGACUCUGACGACAUUAUUGAAGCACCAGAAGGUGAAGACGAAGAAAAGGAAAAAGAGGAAGAAAACAAAGAGAGUAUAGAAAAAAUUCUUGAUCAUAGACUAGGGAAAAAGGGAGCCUCUGGAGAGAGAACUACUAUAUAUAAUAUUGAGGAAAAUGGUGACUUAAAUCUCAGUCUGCCUGAGGACACGCCAAAAGAGAUCCAGUUCUUCAUUAAAUGGAAAAACUGGGCACAUAUACAUAAUACAUGGGAGUCGGAGGAGAAUCUUCGACAGAUGAAGAUCAAUGGAAUAAAGAGGCUUGACAACUAUAUUAAGAAAAUGGAGGAGGUAGAUGAAUGGAAGAAGUUUGCUUCCCCGGAGGAUAUUGAGUAUUUUGAUAUACAAAUGGAAUUCAACGAAGACCUCUAUAAGAACUGUCUCCUUGUUGAAAAAAUUAUAUCCUGUUCGCUUUCAGCUCAUUCAAAUCAAAAAACAACUAAUGAGCAGAAUGGAUUCCCGGAUUACCUCUGUAAGUGGAAUGGUUUGCCGUAUUCCGAAUGUACGUGGGAAGACGGAGACCUUCUGUCUCGAAAGUUCCAAGACAUGAUUGAUGAAUAUUACCAAAGGAAUAAGUCUCAAAAAAUACCCACCAAACUUUCAAAGGUUCUGAAGUACCGUCCAAAAUAUCUGCCAUUAAAAAACCAACCGGGAUUCAUCGGUGGUGAGGAAGAACUUACAUUAAGAGAUUAUCAGCUGGACGGUGUCAACUGGUUAAUGCAUUCAUGGUCAAAGGACAACAGCAUUAUUCUAGCAGAUGAGAUGGGUUUAGGCAAGACAAUUCAGACUAUAGGUUUCCUAGCAAUUCUCCACAACACCUACCAGUUAUAUGGACCAUUCCUUAUUGUUGUGCCACUAUCUACAGUUGUAGCUUGGCAGAGAGAGUUUCAGAACUGGUGUCCAGAAAUGAAUGUCAUAAUCUAUCUUGGGGAUGUCAACAGCAGAAAUUUGAUUCGUGAGUAUGAAUGGUGUCACCCUGGAAACAAGAGGUUAAAAUUUAAUGUGCUGGUCACCACAUAUGAAAUCCUUUUGAAAGAUAAGUCAUUCCUUGGUGCUGUGAGCUGGGCGGAACUGAUAGUGGAUGAGGCACAUCGACUUAAAAACACCGAUUCAUUACUAUACAGAACAUUGAUGGAUUUUAAGUCAAACCAUCGCCUACUUAUCACUGGUACUCCACUACAGAACUCCUUGAAGGAACUUUGGGCUUUGCUGCACUUCAUUAUGCCUGAAAAGUUUCCAAAGUGGUCAGACUUUGAAGAAAAGCAUUCUCGUGCAGACAAGACAGGUUUUGCUUUACUUCACAAGCAAUUAGAGGCCUUCUUGAUAAGAAGAGUGAAAAAAGAUGUGGAAAAAUCACUUCCUGCUAAGACUGAGCAAAUCCUGCGUGUAGAGAUGUCCUCGGUACAGAGACAGUAUUAUAAAUGGAUAUUGACGAAGAACUACAAGGAGUUGAACAAAGGCUUGAAGGGCAGUUGCUCCUCCUUUGUAAACAUUAUAAUGGAGUUAAAGAAAUGUUGUAAUCAUGCAUUUUUGGUCCGCCCUCCCGAGAACGAGCCCAGUCAGAAUGACCACUUACAGACAUUGAUAAGAGGAAGUGGAAAAUUAAUUCUGCUGGACAAGUUGUUGCUUAGGUUACGUGAGAAAGGUCAUAGAGUGCUAAUCUUCUCUCAGAUGGUUCGUCUCCUUGAUAUUGUCUCGGAAUAUCUCCAGCUGAGACAUUUUCAAUACCAGAGGCUUGAUGGUUCCAUUCGUGGAGAUUUAAGAAAGUCUGCAUUGGAUCAUUUCAAUGCUGAAGGAUCUCAGGAUUUUUGUUUUUUGCUCUCUACGAGGGCUGGUGGUUUAGGUGUGAAUCUUGCCACUGCUGAUACUGUGAUAAUAUUUGAUAGUGACUGGAAUCCUCAGAAUGAUCUGCAGGCACAGGCCAGAGCACACAGGAUAGGACAGAAAAAUCAGGUGUCUGUGUAUCGUUUAGUCACAAAGAAUAGUGUAGAGGAGGAGAUAGUGGAGAGAGCCAAACGUAAAAUGGUGCUGGACCACCUUGUUAUUCAACGCAUGGACACAACAGGACGUACUGUACUCAAUAAAGAAAAUGAUCUUUCAAGUAGUAGGAAGAUACCAUUCAGCAAGCACGAGUUGAACUCCAUACUUAAAUUUGGUGCUGAAGAAUUGUUUAAGGAAGAAAAUGAUGAUGAAGAACCACAGGUUGAUAUAGAUGAGAUAUUGGAACAAGCAGAGACAAGAGAAAUGGACGAGAAUAAGGGUGUUGGGGAUGAACUUCUGUCACAGUUCAAAAUUGUCACCUUUGAAAACCUAGAGGAUGAAGAAAUUGAAACUCCAGGUAAAGACUGGGACAAGAUCAUCCCAAAGGGAGACAUUGAUCGUGUAGAGGAGGAGGAGAGACAGAGGGCAUUAUUGGAACUGAAUCUCCCACCUAGACAGAGAACCACAAUACAACAGCUGGAGAAAAGUCUGGGGUCUGAUGAUGAAGACAAGAACAAUGAAGAAGAUUCUGACAGUUCUGAUUCUGGGAGUGAUGAUGAUCGACCUAAGAAACGUGGACGUCCACGGGCCGGCAAGAAUGAUAAUAUCAAGGGGUUUACAAAUGCUGAAAUAAGACGUUUUAUUAAAAGUUACAAGAAAUAUGGAGAUCCACUCUCAAGGUUGGAUGAUAUUGCUUGUGAUGCAGAGCUUCAAGAGAAGUCGGAAUCUGAUCUCAGAAAAAUGGCAGAAUUGCUCAAGUCUUCUUGUGAACAAGCUCUCAAAGAAUUUAAUGCCAAAAAACAGGAACAGGAAGCCCCAGAAGGAACUGUAAACAAGAAAGGUCCACGAGGAAUCUCAUGUAAAAUAGCAAGUGUUGUUGUCAAUGUCCAGUCCAUAUUAAAAGCCAAUGGAGAGCUUGAGCCCUUAGUCAGAUAUAUACCGAAAACUAAAACAGAACGUAAAAAGUUUCGAAUAGAUUUCCAUGCGAAAAUGGUACACUGGGAUUGUAGCUGGGAUGUGGAGGAAGAUUCCAACCUUCUCAAGGGUAUAUAUGAUUAUGGUAUGGGAAAUUGGGAACAAAUCAAGAUGGACCAAGAGCUUGGCUUAUAUGAUAAGAUUUUACCAGAUGGUGACAAGAAGCCGCAAGUAAAACAGUUGCAGACGCGAGCAGAUUAUCUCCUCAGGAUGUUGAAGAGACAUUUAGAUGGUGGUGGAGGGAAUAAACCUGUCGGACGAGGCAGAAAAAAGAAAGUGAAAUCAAAAGCAGAAGUGGAUGAUAAUAUGGAUGACUCAGAUUCUAGUGCAAAAAGUGCACAUGACAACAAUACAAGUGUUCCUGAUUCUAGUAAAAAGCUUGGUAAAAAAACUGACAAAAGUGAUAAAGACGCUAAAAAGUCAGAUACUGAUCAUCAUGAACAUCAUCAUCACCAUCAUCAUCAUCGUCAUCGGACAGAUAAAAAGAAGAAGAAAGAUGAUAGAAAGAAGAAACCAAAAGAAAAUAAAGCCGGUCCAAUGCAUUUUACGGCGAGUGCUGAACCAGUGGCGAUCUCACAGGAUGGCGAAUUCGAUGGUGAACUUCCUGAAGAAGUUUUUGUGGAGUGUAAGGAGAAGAUGCGACCAGUGAAGCGUUCACUGAAACGUCUUGAUAAUCCCGAGGAAGGUUUGUCAGACCGUGAUCAGGUCAUCCAUACACGACAGUGUCUGCUCAAGAUUGGUGACAGGAUCAAUGAAUGUCUAGCUGACAUGAACGAUCCUGAGAAGAUCAAACAAUGGCGCUUUUAUUUAUGGAUAUUUGUGUCCAAGUUCACAGAAUUUGAUGCAAAGAAAUUACACAAAUUGUAUAAGCAUGCAUUAAAGAAAAGAGAUGAUGAAAGAAAAGAUGAGAAUUCCCAUCAGUCAAAAUCACACCAUGAUAAACACCACAAAAGGUCUCAUGAAGAAUCCAAAUCCAACUCGUACAACACAAAAAGGCCUCAUAUAGAACAAGACAGUUCCAGUAACAGUAAUUGGACCCAGGCAACCUCCACCACGUCUCACUCGUCACAUGUAACCUCAUUCCGUAAUGCGUUUAACAACACAAACACCAGUACGUCCAGUCCGUCAGAUAGAUGGCAGAGAUCUAGUCCCCUAGAUAGACAUUCACAGGAAACUCAAAAUACAUACAGUAGAAAUAGAUAUGAAGGAAAUAACAGCUCAUAUUCACGAGGGAGUUCUGGACAGUACCCCCAUCAUGAACAUUCACGUUACUCUGAUCACAAACCUCACUAUGGAGGUGACAAUAGAGGGUUUAAUGAUAGACGUGAUGGUCAUGGCAGUUACAAUCACCGUGAUUUUCCUCCCAAUUCUUAUGCCCAACAGCAUACUUAUCGGGACGGGAGAAGUGGGGACUACAGAAAAUUUAACCCCUAUAGAGAAUAUGGAGGGCAGGCUCGGUCUGACACUACCAAUAAUAACAGCUAUUCACAUCCACCAGAGCGUAAAAGACGCAGUGAUUUCAAUUACGAUAGAGAUCCAAGAUUUCGUAAAGAACAGAGACUUGAUGACUAUCACGGUGAUAGUGGGUAUAGUGGACCAGAACGUCACUGACCCUUGUCACCAUGGUAACUGGAUUGCCAUAGAUAACUGUGAUGAAUUGAGUAUUGUUAUAUAGACAGUGAUGUAGUGAGUGGACAGAUUGGCGGGCAGGGUUGAAUAGAUGGUCUCAAGAUAUAAAAUUAUGUGCAAGUGUUGGCUCUUAAAAUGUGCAAUUAUUUAGUAGAAGACUCUUUGUUGUCAGUCAGAAUGUAAAAGAGGUGAACAAUCUCCUGUGUUAACAAUUACAACAGGCUGGUACUGUGCACUAUAUUGCAGUGUAAUUUAUGAACGUUGUAAAAGACCACAGGUAGUGGAUAGUGGCUCGGGAAAUUUAUUCGGCAAUGGUCUGGUUGGUGCUGAUGUAGUAAAGCAUCAGGGGUAUGUGUAAUGAAGUGAACUGGGUCACCCAAAGUGAACUGUUGUCACAUGUAGACUUUGGUGAGAAAAGGUCUCACAAGUAUUUUAUGGGAAUUGUAAACAAAGACCUUGGCUUACACAUAAUGUGCUUGAAUUUGUAAAGACUAUAAAGAGAAAUGAAGGGGCUUGAUACUGCUUAACAGAUAAUAAUAGCUUUAAAAAAUUGGCAAGGAGAUCUCAGACUGAGAUAUGCAAUGAUUUUUUUGUGUUCAGAGUAAUGAGGUUCCCAGGUUAAACAAUUGAGUUUGGAGGACACUCAAAAUUACUCGCAUGGCUUCUCUGAUCCUUACAUCUCGAAAAUCAUAUUGACGUAUUUCUAGCUUUCCUACCGUAAUGGUUGAGAUGUUGCAAUCAGUGAUUUAUAUCUUGAAUAUAUUUGGGCUGUGAUUAUAGGUUUAUGGACCGUUAACAGGAAGAUGUGUUAUAUUUCAGCUAAUAACUGAUUUGUGAAAUGGUAAAUUGUUUACUUUGAAAUGAGCAGAAUUGUUGUAUUUAAGAAAACCACACGUUUUUUUUUCUUGAAAACCAUGAUAAGUGUUGUGUUCCUGUAGAGACCUAUCAUUCUACAGACACCGGCAGAACUUACUUUGUCAUGGUAUGUGCUGUUUAAAAGUAUAACACUGUCUUGUAAUACGUGGCAGAAUUGCGAAAUACAGCUAUACCAAUUGGCUUGUGACAUUAUUAAGGGAUCACACCAGUAUUGCAGACCCUUAUAUAAACUGGAGGAGAAAGUGUCAAUUUUUGAAACUGACGCUGACUGAAAUACCUUUUAUACUAGAUCUGUCAUGGCUUUAAAUCAUUAUUUAUAAGCAUUUGAGCCGUGCCAUAAGAAAACCAACAUAGUGGCUUUGCGACCAGCAUGGAUCCAGACCAGCCUGCGCAUCCGCGCAGUCUGGUCAGGAUCCAUGCUGUUCGCUAAUGGUUUCCUUAAUUGCAAUAGGCUUUGAAAGCGAAUGCGCAGGCUGGUCUGGAUCCAUGCUGGUCGCAAAGCCACUAUGUUGGUUUUCUCAUGGCGUGGCUCAUUUAUACAAUUAAAUGUGAUGCGUGUGUUAAUUCUGGUUGUAUUGUUAACAUGAUUUAGUAUUAGGUAUGGUUAAUUGAAUUAUUUCUUUUUAAUUUUACAAGACCAGGGGUCUUGUUUUUUUGUUUUGAAAUGGCAGCUGACAUUUUGAAUAUGGUAUUCUUGGAAUGCUGAGGACCUUUUGUAUAACAGCCGUACAUCUACUUAUAGAAUUCAGUUAUAUUUGGAAAGGGGGUAAACAUAAUUCUGUAGGUGAAUAUUCUCUGUAGCAAGUCGAAAGAAGACAAUAUUACCUUUGUCACCUUUUACCUCUUAUUUGUAGUUGUUGGUUAUUUGUUGAGUGUAGGUUAACACUCUUUCAGAAGCCAGGUUAUUUAAAAGCUGUUGUAUAACAGAAAUAAUUGAAAAAGUUUUGUUUUACAUAUGAGCCGUGCCAUGGGAAAACCAACAUAGUGGGUAUGCGACCAGCAUGGAUCCAGACCAGCCUGCGCAUCCGCGCAGUCUGGUCAGGCUCCAUGCUGUUCGCUUUUAAAGUCUAUUGGAAUUGGAGAAACUGUUAGCGAACAGCAUGGAUCCU
Molecule: messenger RNA, 7808 nt
Organism: Mercenaria mercenaria
Lineage: Eukaryota; Metazoa; Mollusca; Bivalvia; Venerida; Veneridae
Product: chromodomain-helicase-DNA-binding protein 1-like
Exons: 39
Coding region: 190-5805 (1871 amino acids)
Biological process (GO): nucleosome organization; regulation of transcription by RNA polymerase II
Cellular component (GO): chromatin; nucleus
Molecular function (GO): ATP-dependent chromatin remodeler activity; chromatin binding; DNA binding
Source: RefSeq, a predicted model, not a curated record